UAACACUGAAGAACUAAUAGAUAACAAGUAACUGGGCUAACUUUAAGAAGCAUAGCAAAUGAUGCCCAAGACUAUCAUGAUUGUUCUUUUCCAUAGUUUCUUCUCUCUGCAAGUGCGCCACUCAAUUGCAGAAACUAAUUGGAUCAGGGUUGGUUAUCACUGGUAUUCACCAUACGAGUUCCUCGUUUCGGACAUAAAUUCUUCUCUCUUUACUCACAUUAUUUGUGCUUAUGCAGUUGUGAAUCCCACCUCCUACCAGCUUUCUUUGUCACCAGUUGAUGAAGAACGCUUUUCCACCUUCACAAAUACUGUGAAACAAAAGAAUCCAUCUGUCACGACACUGCUAUCCAUUGGGGGUAGAGAUGCAAAUUAUUCAACCUUUUCUUCAAUGGUGAGCAAUUCUUUUCACAGAAAAUCCUUCAUCAAUUCUUCAAUAGAAAUAGCCGGACUUUACGGUUUUCAAGGCCUAGACUUUUCUUGGCAAUUUCCAAACACAAGCGUUGAUAUGUUCUAUAUGGGUGUUCUCUUUCAAGAGUGGAAAGCUGCUAUUGGUUUAGAGGCAAAGAACUCCAACAAGUCUCAACUGAUCUUGACGGCAAGGGUUAAAUACUCACCAUCGGUAUCUUCAGCGAGUUACCCUAUAGAGAUGAUGCAACAACAUUUAAAUUGGGUUCAUGCUGUGUCUAGUGAGUACACCUCUCCUUAUGUCAGCAACCUUACAGGUGCCCAGGCAGCUUUGUAUCACCCAAGUACUUUUGAUAAUACGGAUUAUGGUAUAACAGAAUGGAUCAACGGAGGAUUAUCAGCGAAUAAAUUGGUUUUGUGCUUGCCUUUCUAUGGCUAUGCAUGGACGCUCAAGAACACUAUAGACAAUGGUAUUGGUGCAGCAGCAACCGGACGUGCCUUUAAUGGAUUUGCAACCUAUAAGCAAAUCAAGAAUUACAUUGAGCAAUAUGGUCCUGAUGUUCAAGUUAGGUACAACUCAACUUAUGUGGUGAAUUACUGGACAAAGGGAACAACUUGGAUCGGCUUUGAUGAUGUUGAGGCUAUUAGAGCUAAGGUUUCUUAUGCAAAGGAGAAGAAACUACUUGGCUACUUCGUGUGGCAAGUCUCCUACGAUGUGAAUUGGGUGCUUUCCAAAACAGCAGCUGGAGUGGAUAUAAAUAAUUCUUCAGUUGAGGAGGAUAAUAAAAAUGGACAAAAUAAUAAGAGUCCUUUGUUAGUAAUCUUCUUGUCUACAACAGCUGCUGUUGCUCUUCUAUUAGGAAUAUUUGUGAUAUUUUACUGCUGGAGGAGAAAUCUCAAAUUAAAAGUGGACUCCACUAAAGAAUCCAAAGAUAAAGCAAAUAAAGCAGCAUCUGCUGGAGAUUUUAGUAGCAACAUUCCUAAUCUGAUAGAGUAUUCAUUAGCUGAUAUAGAGGCAGCAACAAAUGGAUUUUCAAUUGAAAAUAAGCUUGGACAGGGCGGAUAUGGCCCUGUUUAUAAGGGAAUACUACAUGAUGGACAAGUAAUAGCAGUGAAGAAACUUUCAAAAACAUCCACACAAGGAUUUGAGGAAUUCAAGAAUGAGGUUAUGCUUACAGCCAAGCUCCAACAUGUAAAUCUUGUUCGAGUUUUGGGUUUUUGCAUUGACAAAGAAGAACAAAUACUCAUCUACGAAUACAUGCAAAACAAAAGCUUAGACUCCUAUCUUUUCGACCCCAUCAGACGAUUUGUUUUGGAUUGGAAAAAACGUGUGCAUAUCAUUAAAGGAGUUACACAAGCGCUUUUAUAUCUCCAAGAAUACUCAAGAUUGACUAUUAUUCAUCGAGAUUUAAAGGCUAGUAAUGUCUUGUUAGAUGGAGAUAUGAAGCCAAAAAUAUCAGACUUUGGUAUGGCAAGAAUAUUUGCUAAAGAUGAUCUUGAAGCAAACACAAGCCAUAUUGUAGGAACAAUUGGUUAUAUUCCUCCUGAGUAUGCUAGAAGAGGCAUAUACUCUACCAAAUCCGAUGUUUAUAGUUUUGGGGUUCUACUUUUACAAAUCAUAAGUGGCAAAAUGAUUUCCCUUUUAUAUGGUCCGAAUGAAUGUUUAAGCCUUCUGGACUACGCUUAUGAGCUGUGGAAGGAUGGUAAAGGCAUGGAGUUUAUGGAUGAAUCACUAGAUGAUACAUAUUCAUCUUGUAAAUUAAUGAGAUGCUCACAAAUAGCUCUAUUAUGUGUCCAAGAAAAUCCAAUUGAUCGACUGUCCAUGUUGGAAGUUUUCACGUUGCUCGAAAAUGUGAACACUGAUAUGAUGAUUCCAAAGAAGCCUGCUUUCUCGAAACAGAUUGAACAGAAUAAAAAUACAAGACAGUUGGAAGGUUAUUCAGGGAGUACUUCAUCAAUAAAUGAUGUAACAAUUUCAGAUUUUGUAGCCAGAUGAAUUAUAUACUAUAGCUUUUGAGGUUGGUAAUUGAUAUUGUGUGUCUUGGAAUUUUAGCAAAGUAAACAGGGUUAAUCCCUUUGCCGCGGUGUGGGUUAGAUUUAUUAGGUGUAGUUUUGUAUUACCCUGUUCAUCAAGAAUAUUUGAGACUUUUCUAUGUUUAGUUGGUAUAAAACUUACGAAUAAUAA
Molecule: messenger RNA, 2590 nt
Organism: Pistacia vera
Lineage: Eukaryota; Viridiplantae; Streptophyta; Magnoliopsida; Sapindales; Anacardiaceae
Product: G-type lectin S-receptor-like serine/threonine-protein kinase At1g11410
Exons: 7
Coding region: 59-2401 (780 amino acids)
Biological process (GO): protein phosphorylation; carbohydrate metabolic process
Molecular function (GO): ATP binding; protein kinase activity; chitin binding
Source: RefSeq, a predicted model, not a curated record